UUUCAUUUUCACUUGCGUUCAGUGCUUUCGCGCGCGCGCGGGGGUGUGAAUGCUUUCCGUGGCCCCCUGAGUGUCUGGUGUAACUAAAUUCUUCCACUCGAGACGCUCUCUUGCGCCCGCCAUCCCCCCCAAUCCAGGCCGUCCCCGAUCCUAGACAGUGUCUAAACUGAUUUGACUAACCCUAUUCCUUGGGUAUGGCAAGCCUUUCACCUGCCGUACACAGUCCCAGAUCUACAGAUUGAUGAUCCUCUCCCCAAGAACGCUAACACAAGAGCUGUCCUCUGAGACUCUGGAUGACUUUAUUCUUCAAAUGGCUUUACCCUUCUGAUAGCUCCAGGGACCCUCCAUUCCCUAUACCCAGGAAAAUGUGAUGAGCUACAGGUAACCAGCUUCUAGAUCACCAACCAGUUCAUAUUCUAGCCACAAGUGAUUCGAAUGGAAGAUCCAGGGGCGGCAAGGGACGUCAGGAAGAUGCCUAAAGAACAAGAAGCUGGGGGGAAAGAGGUGUGCAGAUACCAGAUCAAAGAAUCGGACAAAGAAGAGGAACCACCAGCUUCUUCAUCCCAUGGCCAGGGGUGGCGUCCAAGUGACCGAGCAGCUAAGAACUCAAAGCCUGAACCUGGGGCCAGACACUCGGCACUCCCUGCCAUGGUCAAUGACCCACCAGUACCCGCCUUGCUGUGGGCCCAGGAGGUGGGCCACGUCUUGGCGGGUCGUGCCCGCAAGCUGCUGCUGCAGUUUGGGGUGCUCUUCUGUACCAUCCUUCUCCUGCUCUGGGUGUCUGUCUUCCUCUACGGCUCUUUCUACUAUUCCUACAUGCCGACAGUCAGCCACCUCAGCCCUGUGCAUUUCUACUACAGGACUGACUGUGAUUCCUCCACCUCCUUACUCUGCUCCUUCCCUGUUGCCAAUGUCUCGCUGGCUAAGGGUGGACGUGACCGGAGAGAUGGGGGCUACCUUGGGCAGGUGCUGAUGUAUGGACAGCCGUACCGCGUCACCUUAGAGCUUGAGCUGCCAGAGUCCCCUGUGAAUCAAGACUUGGGCAUGUUCUUAGUCACCAUUUCAUGCUACACCAGAGGUGGCCGAAUCAUCUCCACUUCUUCACGCUCCGUGAUGUUGCAUUACCGCUCAAACCUGCUCCAGAUGCUUGACACACUGGUCUUCUCUAGCCUCCUGCUGUUUGGCUUUGCAGAGCAGAAGCAGCUCCUGGAGGUGGAGCUCUACCCCGAAUACAGAGAGAACUCGUAUGUGCCGACCACCGGCGCGAUCAUCGAGAUCCACAGCAAGCGCGUCCAGAUGUACGGAGCCUACCUCCGCAUCCACGCCCACUUCACCGGGCUCAGGUACUUGCUGUACAACUUCCCGAUGACCUGUGCCUUCAUCGGCAUCGCCAGCAACUUCACGUUCCUCAGCGUCAUCGUGCUCUUCAGCUACAUGCAGUGGGUGUGGGGGGGCAUCUGGCCCCACCACCGCUUGUCUCUGCAGGUAAACGUCCGGAAAAGAGACCGUUCCCGGAAGGCAGUGCAGCGAAGAAUCUCUGCCCACCCUCCAGGAGGCACAGGGCCCCAAGGCCAGGAGGAGUCAACGCAGCUGUCAGACAUCACAGAGGACGUUGGUGAGAGCCCUGAAGACCCCCCAGGGCCAGAGGGUCAGCUCUUGGAGGAGGAGAAACCCGAUCAGCAGCCCUUGACUGGAGAGGAGGAGCUGGAGCCAGAGGCCAGUGAUGGUUCAGGCUCUUGGGAAGAUGCAGCUUUGCUGACGGAGGCCAACCUGCCUGCCCCUGCCCCUGCCCCUGCCUCUGCCUCUGCCCCUGCCCCUGCCCCGGAGACUCUGGGCAGCUCUGAACCCUCUGUGGGCAGUCUCCGACAGCGGCCCACCUGCUCUAGUUCCUGAAGAGAACGAGGCAGAGUCCCCACAUUCCAGCCCUUUCCCACCUGACUCCCUUCCCUUUCCUGUGUCUUCCCCCAAUAAACUAUUUUCAUGCCAGCUG
This is a messenger RNA of Herpailurus yagouaroundi (jaguarundi), 1990 nucleotides long. It is a transcript of the gene BSCL2, whose product is annotated as BSCL2 lipid droplet biogenesis associated, seipin. Gene Ontology annotation, cellular component: endoplasmic reticulum membrane. Gene Ontology annotation, biological process: lipid droplet organization; lipid storage. The coding region runs from base 436 to 1893 and encodes 485 amino acids. The transcript is spliced from 12 exons. NCBI's taxonomy places the organism in Eukaryota, Metazoa, Chordata, Mammalia, Carnivora, Felidae. The record is from RefSeq and is a predicted model, not a curated record.